Pyricularia pennisetigena is the source of this 2160-nucleotide messenger RNA. RefSeq lists its product as uncharacterized. Gene Ontology annotation, cellular component: nucleus. The record is from RefSeq and is a predicted model, not a curated record. Gene Ontology annotation, biological process: protein K48-linked deubiquitination. Gene Ontology annotation, molecular function: cysteine-type deubiquitinase activity; ubiquitin binding. The coding region runs from base 1 to 2160 and encodes 719 amino acids. The transcript has 4 exons. Lineage: Eukaryota; Fungi; Ascomycota; Sordariomycetes; Magnaporthales; Pyriculariaceae.
AUGUUCCGGCCGCGACCAAACCCUGUCGACCAAUUCGCAUACCCAUUUGGGUUCAGCGCCGACCAAGAGGCCGAUUUCUCGUACUAUUCACAGCAGCAAUUGCCAAACUCCUUUCUGCUUGCGGCAAUUGGAUGCGACUCGAUUCAGGUCAGCAGACGAGAAGCUGGAAGUGGAGGAAUUCCAGCACAGCAGCAACAGGAGGGACCUUGCACAAACGAGAACACCAUCGCUGCGGAGCCAGGCACAGGUGGGGCAGCUAUCAACCAAAGAGAGGGGGCUACCCUGUCUGGGGUGGCUCCUUCACCUCCCCAUACAACACCAGCAACGGCAGCUGCAGCAGCUGCUCUCCUCGAUCGUCAUCGCUACAGCAGAACCAACCCCACCUCGUCUGCCGUGGUGGUUGGCGAUUUCGACUUUUCGAGCUACCAGCUCCCAAGCCAUCAGCUCAACCGACACAGCCUCCCUCAUUCUCGGCCAUCUUCUCACCAACUAUUGUCAUCGUUGCCAUCGCCCUCCUCGCCCACCACUCACAGCCUCGUUCGCAAUCGGCUGAACGACCCGGAGCUCCUCGCGACCGCUCGUCUUUUGCGGGAGACGACGGUCAUCACCAAAAUGGACGAAGGCGUCGCCGCAACCGACGACCUCGCUGCUCAGGAGGCUGCUGCAAGGGAAUAUCAGCCACAACUUACGGGUCCUCUCGUUGGUUUCAAACAGCCAAGCCAUGCCAUAACCGAAGAAUACGCCAAGGCCGACCCGGUCUACGUGGAGAAGACGAUGGCUCUCCCGAACACGUACUCGCACUAUCGCCCCAUACUUGGCGACGGCAAUUGCGGCUGGAGAGCAAUCGGCUACGCGUACUUUGAGACCCUCAUCCUGACAGCGACUUCUGCUAAGAUUAAGGGGGAGCAUGAGCGUGUCACUUCUCUGAACGACUACAUAUCCAACGUUGGUGGGUAUGGUUCGUAUAUCUGGGAGGACAUGGUGGACGAAACAUUGGCACUUCUCAAGGAAAUUGGCGAUUUCCUUGUCCAAGGAGAUCAAGAAGGCGCCUUGGCUCACCUGCACACCCGCUUUAACCAACCUGAAGUCUCCAGUGCCAUAGUCUAUCACCUUCGCAUGCUGGCUGCCUCGUACCUCAAGGGUCACCCUGGCGAUUACGAGCCAUUCACCAACGGCGGAGUCCAGAAUCACUGCAGCGGUACGAUCGAGCCUAUUGAUCGUGAGAUUGAUCACCUGGGGGUCACCUUGCUUGUCGAGGUUUUAUUGAAGCCGGCGGGGUUUGUUCUCGAGAUUGCAUAUCUGGAUCGCAGUGCCGGUGAGCAAGUUAAUGUCUACCGCUUCCCGGACGAGGCCAACGGCCAGGAUGAAUCGACUUUGGGCCCUGUGAUUCACCUUCUGUUCCGCCCGGAUCAUUAUGACAUCCUCUACAAGCCGGCACCCCAGCCUGUCGACCUGCAGGUAUAUCGCGCCAUGAUUCCCACUGAGAUAGUACCGGAUAUACAACAAAUGAGCCAAUGGGGAAUGGACUCAACUGCCUCCAAUAUCAACUAUGACGUUCUCAGCAUGAUUCCGGGGUUCGACUUGAAUCCUAAAGGGGGUCAGCGUCAGCAGGAAUUGAUGAAUGCCCCAUCUUACAGUCAGCGUCCAGACCCAGCCGCGUCAUGGACGCCGUCGCCAACGUCCUACACGCAACAAAUGACACCGCCAGCUCCAUCUCCAGCCUUGUCGGUUACCUAUGCUUCCCAACGAAGCCGUCAACAGUCUCUUCACGAAGUUCCACCACAAUCGUACGUUGCCGUGCAGCACCAUCUCCAGCACCACCAUCAAUACCAUGACCCGCCGCAGCACCAAGAGCAGCAGCACCCAAUACGGUUUAGCACGCACUGUUGGCCUACAGCACAAUCGAAUGCGUUUUCAGACUUCCCUGUGGCAAAGGAAGAGCAGACUUUGCAGACGGCGACUAUGCAAAACAGCCCGCUGAAUACGAUACAUUUCAAUAACCCCAAUUUCCAGCCUCAAGAGUACAAGCCCGGAGACGAAGGGUCGCCAAAAGCAAUGGCAAACAAGAGAAAGGGCGAGCAAUCUGCCAAGAAGGCGAAGAAGCUUGCCGCGCCCGAUCACAAGGCCAUGGAGCGUAAUUGGAAGCCAAUGUCACUCUGA